AUGUCGAAGAGCCUGAAGAGCCAGAAGAGGAGGAAGAGGACGGGGCUUGGCACAGGGGAGAGAGCUGCUAAGCCCGGGCACGAGGAUCCCGAGGUGCUGGCAGCACGUCGCGACCCCAGUGCCAUCGCCUUCAGUAUCGAGGCCGCCGCCGCAGCUGCUGCGGCCGCUGAAGCAUUGGAGCGAGAGAAGCAGGAGCUUGAGGACAAGAAGCAGGCUAGCCUGAAGCAGAAAAAGAACACCUUAAAGAAGAUCAAGGAGAUUGAUGCCAUCGAGGCAAAGAUGCAGGAGAAGGGGCAGACAUUCGACGAACUUUUGCCUGAGGUGAAGGGAAAG
Messenger RNA from Effrenium voratum, 333 nucleotides. The record is from the annotation of a GenBank genome assembly. NCBI's taxonomy places the organism in Eukaryota, Dinophyceae, Suessiales, Symbiodiniaceae.